This is a messenger RNA of Bemisia tabaci, 6268 nucleotides long. RefSeq lists its product as uncharacterized. The record is from RefSeq and is a predicted model, not a curated record. Gene Ontology annotation, biological process: resolution of meiotic recombination intermediates; double-strand break repair via homologous recombination. Gene Ontology annotation, molecular function: protein binding; DNA endonuclease activity. Gene Ontology annotation, cellular component: nucleoplasm; cytoplasm. Lineage: Eukaryota; Metazoa; Arthropoda; Insecta; Hemiptera; Aleyrodidae.
UUCAGCAAGUGUUGUUGUAAGUAAUGCAGCCUCUAACUCAAGAUCCAAUUCCAUCUGGUUUUCCAAGAAUCUGAAAUCACGCCAAGUCCGAAAAAGCAUCCCAGCCUCAUCUCCUGCUUGCAGCGCCGGUGACUACUUCCUCAGCGGUUGAGAGUUUGUGCAAUGAGUCACAGUCGAAACAGAAGUGAAGCAAAGUUGGCAAAAUAUUUAUAUGAUGCUGUCGAAGCCACAGAUACAAGACAAAUAUUUAUCUUCUUGCGUGACGGGAAAGCCAACCCAAACUUCAUUCUUGACCAGUAUGGCAUUUCUCCAUUUCAUUUUGUUAUCGGAAACGAGUCAAAGAAGUUUGCCUUUGAAGCAACAAAAUUAAUGCUGCUCUAUGGAGCUGACCCUAAUGUUCGGUCUGAAGAUGGGCUAACACCUGUUCAUGUCGCAACAGUAUGGAACCGUACCGCCAUUCUCCACCAGUUACUGAAAGCAGGAGGCGAUCCAUUUCUCCGUGACGAUGACAAUAAAACUGCUGUGGAUUAUGCUGUGGAGGGUGGCUUGACCAAGGCACUUCAGAUUAUCAACAUUCAUGUAUCGCAGGCUUCCCCGUCAAGUAACGAAAAUUGCUCUGACUCUUCGCCCCAUUAUACCCUCACCCUAGAAAAAGUUUACUUGUAUCGCAAUGAUGUAAAGGCUGAGUACAGUGCUCAACCUACACAGAACAAACAAUUACAAGAACAAAGAAGGAACAAGAGGCAAGAAGAAGUGUUUCGCUAUCCAACCGAUUGGUCAAGUUCCGAGACAUCAGGCUCAGAUGUUAGUGUUACACAUCGUAUCACUGUACCUCCUAAUGGAAACAUCCAGAUUGAAAGCAUAGUCAAGUCAGACGAUGAUAGAUCUGUCAGACACAACGCGGUACAAGACAGCAAUAUUCAGCGUACUAUUUUGACUUAUCUGCAAGAUUGUCAAGUCUAUGAAUGUGUCGUCCCAAGCGUUGGUGACCGCACUCCAGAACAAAGGUCCCACUCCUCCACCCCAAGCCACAAAACUCCAUCAGCCGUAAACUUCACCUCCCUCUGUAAUAACUUAGCUAAAGAAUUACAUGAAAAACUGCUACCGCCUCAGUCCACCAGUUGCGCUUACAACGUAUCAAAUGAGAACCAUGAUUUGUAUCAGACUUGUCUGACAGGGUCCGAGAAGAGUAGAAGCCAUGAUCCGUGCCACAGUAGUGGGGUCAUCACACCAUGCUUAAGUCCUCAGAGGAAUCAGAAAAAAUGUGUCAGGAAUAUUUUUAUGAACAAGUGCAAUGACGCCAGUCCUAGUCUGUGUGUGAAUAGUCAUAAUAUCCCCAGAAAUUUUGCGCAGAGAAGUGUUUGCGAACAUUGUGAAGACAUUCUGUGCAACAACUUUAAAAUUGUAUGUUACCAUUUGUGCGAUUCGCAGGCUGUUACCAAUCGAGUCAAUCCUGAGUGUAGCUGUUCUGCACAACACGGGAAACAAAAUGGACAGGAAUUUUGUGGCAUUAAUAGUGAGAAGAGCCUAACCGGUUUUGAAAAGAUCUCAAAAAACGAAAGAUCUAAGGCUCAUUCUGCUUCAAAUUUUACUGCCGAUGUGUCUGCACCUCCUCUAGAUUCCGUUGAUUCCAGUGACCGCUGUGAUAAUAGUGCACCUAAAAAUCAAACGCACUCUCCGAGUACACCCAACAACAAAAAAUCCAAACAGGGCUCUAGUUUCUUGAAGAACAGAGCCAAACUAGAAAAGGCUUUUUUAAGGUGCCUUCGAAUUAAUCAAGUCAAUGAACCCAACACAAAACAAGCUGAUCCUACUAAGAUAUCGACUGUUGGAAGUCCAAGUUUGAUCAAACAUCGCAUCGACAUCAGUAGUAAUGAAAUUAAAUCAUCAGAAAUACCUCCAACACAGCAAUUUCAAACAAACAAUGUGAUCGCGAACAACAGAUCUUGUACAACACCUUCUAAAGUCACCACUUGCGUUAGAGACUCUUUCAUGGAUGAAAGACGCCAGUUAUUGCAUAUUGAAGUUUCUAAUAAUGACAAGUCGGAAAAUUAUGCCACGACAGAUCCAAGCUCUCCUAAGAAGUGCAAUAUUUGUGACUACCUUGACGAAUCUCAAGAAACUGAACCUCUCAUGCUCACAGCAUGCGACGGUCACUCUUGUUCGGGAACGCAAGGUAAUCGAUUUUCUCUGCCUGUUUCUGCGUCACCUAUUAAGUUAGAUAACUAUGUAGAACUUCACUCUGCUCCAACCAAGAAUGAUGAAGAAGAAAAACAACAGCCAAGCCCUGAACUUGAUAAUCCUGUAAAGUCCAGCUCUACGUUCGAAACUGUGAUUAAAGUAUUGUCUAAAGAUUCAUCAUCCUCAGAUAAUAAUGAAACCUGUGAUGUUCCUAAAAAUCCUGGGUCUCUGGAGAGCCUAACGUACAUAUCAGACAUGCAAGCUGCCAAUCAGACCAAUGAUUCUCACGUGUCGAGUUAUGAUGGAAGAAAAUCGGAUGAUGUGACUAAUAGUAUGGAUGUUGCAUUUUGCCUAUCUGCAAUUCCUGAAAAUGACUCAGCCGUAAAAGAAGAGGUGGGUGCUCAGUCAGGGGGUAGAAAUUCUUGCCUAUCAGAAUUUAGCGACGUUUUUUUCAGUUCUUCUGAAAGGGGCUCUGUAUGUUGUGACAAAUUACCGAGUCCUAACUCUGAGAAAGAAGAGCCGGCUCCUGGUCGUGCAUCAUCUUCAGACUAUUUCUCUCCCCAUGAAUUGACACGGUCUUAUUGGACUUCAGACGAAGAGCCAAGUUUCCUUGGUCCAUCAGGUAGAAAGGAAAUGGUAGAGGCAGUGAGCUGGAGGAAGUGUGGUGGCAGUUCGGAGAAUAAGGAUGUGUGUGGCUUUGAUGGGAUCUUAAUAACCUCAGAUGACGAACCAACUGCAAAGGACGGGUCCAAAUUCAAUGUGUGCGAAGAGUACAAAUAUGUUGACAAGGAGAAGGACAUAGUCUUCCGAGAAACUCGCUUCAAAUCCAGCACUGUCAGAUUAUCAGCUUUAAGUGGAUUUGGAAAUCUCUCCCCAACAGAGAAUGAAAGGAAGACACACGAACUCAGUGAUGAAGACUCCUCAAAAUCUGUGUCAUCAGUAUCAUCACUAACAUAUGACACUGAUACAUUACGUUUGGAGCUGAAGCAAAAAGGUUAUGUCCCUGGUCCAAUCACAUUUACGACGAAAAGACUCUACUUGCGGAAGCUGAAAAGGAUAAAUCGAAAAAAAUCAGAGGUGUUAUGUGAUUCUGGAGUCAUUGUUCAAAAUCCAGAAUCAUUCAGCCAUGAAGUGGACAGAACUAUCAAUCAACCUGAUGAUAAGGAGUGGCAGAAUUUACUGCAAAGUUGGUCUCAUCUCGAAAUUAAAAUGAGUUCAUACUUUGAGACACCCACUCGUCAUGCCAAGUGGCGAGGUGGAAUUUCGAAAUGCUCUUUCACUUAUCUCUUACUGGAUCCUCGAGUCACGGAAAACUUGCCUGCCAGAUCUCAGACCAUGGCCACUUUAGAAGUUUGGUCUACAUUUCUGAAAGCAAUAUUCUAUGUUGGUAAAGGGAAGCGGUCAAGGCCAUAUGCCCAUUUGUAUGAAGCAGUCAAGUUUUGGAAUGAUGGAACUUCUAGCAAUAGUGAAAAGACGCAACACAUUCUAAACCUCUGGAAGUCAAAUCAUGGUGUGAUUUGCUUGAAUGUAUUCCAAAACAUAAUGCCUGUCGAAGCGUUAACGCGAGAGGCAGCUAUGAUCGAGGCUCUAGGUGUCAAGAAUUUGAAAAAUGAAAAACAUGGAGAAUACUAUGGCCCUUGCACUUCAUGGUCUCAAAAACAAAAAUGCCAACUUGGAUGCUUCCUUCUCUAUCGAGCUUUAAUUGUGUUCCUUGCGGACGGUGAACGGCAACUGAAGCCGUACGAUGUUGAAUAAGCGAUUAAAUAGCUUACAAUAUCCUGAAUGAUCAAAUUGCGUUCAUCACCUUGCAAUCAAUACAUUUUGACAUGGUGCUUUAAUGAAAGAACCAAAAAUUAUUAAAGAAAAUUUAUAUCAAUCCCUGUAUCUAUAAAAAAUUAGCUGUUAAGAAACUAAUAAGACUGUAAUAACUGACUGCCCCUGCUCUAGACGUGUGGUAAACAAAAAUAUAAAAAAGAAAAUUCUUAGAGAACCUCCCUGUAAGCAUAAGGAAAGUUGCAACAAAGUUUUGAAAAAUUAAUUCCACAUAAACUGGACCUUGACAGGCAACUAGGCUCUAUUUUACUCGUAGCAUUGAAAAUUAGCAAAAAUAAAAAAGGAAGAAUCUUUUGUAUUAAACAAAAUGAAAUUGUAAAAUUUCAAUGGCACAACGUCCAAAUGAAAUGCCAGUUUCAAGUAAAUGACUAAAAGGCACAUCAAUGACACUUUUAAUGUCACCGAGCAUUUCUCCUAAUCAGGAAAAAUAUUUUUCAUCAAACCGUACUUUGGUGUACAUAAUUUAGUGCCUAUGUAAUCUCAAAUUUGAUAUCUUUCCAUGUAAAUGAAUAAUUUGAAAUAUGUAAUAGAUUUUAGUUAGGCUCCAUGAGAAAAGCAUAUUUUCCAAUAAAUGCCAAGUUCUUAUAACUUGUCUCCAAUUAAAAGAUGACAAAUUUUAAUUGUAAAAUGCCUCAAACUGUAUUCGUCUGCAUCUUGUUUUAAUUAAUUGCAAAAUUUUAAUCGAGGAAGGUCAAAAAUUCCUCUUUGGUAAGGCACGAGGAUGUUUGUAUCAGAAGGCUGCAGAGACAUUGCUCCGCAGGCCACAAGUUCAAAGGAAAAAAGUGCCUGCCGAUGUAUCCUAUCACUCUUAUUACUUGUGUUGUUGCUAAAUAUUUAAAGCCAUUGAUAAAAUCACUGAUCUCAAAUUGAAAGUCUUAGAAUAAUUUAUUUUUAAAACAAUGGACUGCUAACAAAUACUUGGUACCUGAUGAGUUGCAAAGAAAAUAUUACCAAUGAAAUAUAUGCUACAAAUUAAAGUUUGCUGUAAUCAGUAAUAACAAUAUUUUGAGACUUGUAUGGAAUGAACUUAACCUGAAAGAUUUAUUUCUUUUCUUUUUUAAUUUUUAUUUUCUGUGUAUUAUUUAAAGUAGACCUCUAUCCUCAUUUUUCAAUUGACAAUUCAAUACCUUAAUGGAGAUUUCGCGCUUGUUCUGUCAACUCAGCAGGUAGAUUUGAAAAAAUAAGAAAAAUUUAGUGUCCAAUAACACAUACCUAGUGCCUUUGAAAAGUCUUCAAUUAUUCCUGGCAAAUUAUGAAAGUCUGCCGUUUUUUUCAAGAAGUGUCUAUUGGUGUACAGUACUGAAGAAAGUAUUUUCAUCUUCACCAGCAACAUUCUACAUCCCUUUUUACUUUGUAAUUCUGAUCUCCGAACUAGCUUUUGUGGCAAUAGAGAGAAAGGAUGUAUUUAAUUUUCUUGAUGAAGCAUUUGGGAUGUGAAUUGAAAUUUGAUGAAGGUAAUAUAUUUUAUUACUGAAAAACUUGCUUAAUUUUUGUUUGUAAAAGCUAUCCUUGUUUUAUGAUCAAUAUUUCCUACCUGAGAAAUUUUUCUUUUCUUUUUAAAUUUUAUUUUUGUCUUUAGAUCUCUUGUACAAUGUUUUGCUGAUUUCCCCGUACAAUUAUUAAGUAUAAUUUUAAAUCUAUUUGUUUAAUUUCUCUCCUGAAUUUAUGUGUCAAAUUGUAUUUUGCAUCAAGAGAUUGAUGCAACAGUUGGUGUUUUCAUAUCCAGUAUAAUUAAAUAAAUCAGCAACAUCCAAAAAAAACUUUCUCAUAUGAAAAAUUCCUAACCUUUUCCAAGUAUGUUACCUCUGUCAAAUAAAUGGUCUCAGGCAUUAUAUUCAGUAGGUAUAAAUUGUUAGCACAUGUCUGAAAAAAAUAAUUAAGUGCUUCAGUUUUAAACUUUGUAUGUGUUUUAACCGAUAAUGAUAUCAACGGGUACAUACUUUCAAUUUUCUUUUAGACUUUGUUUAACGUUUCAGUCAUCGCUUUGUCUGAAGAAAUCAAAAUAUCCAAAUUAUGUGUAAUUGACUCCCCUGUAGAUUUUUAUUGCUGUUACUGUCAAUGUAACUUUUGAAAAAGAAGAAAAAAUUGAGUUCCAAUCAAGUGGUCAAAGUAUUUUUCCCACAGAUCGUGUAAUUUUUGUGUUACCUGAAAUUUUGUAUCAUUUGGCUAUCACGAGGACAAGUUGAUUCUUAAUGCUCAAUUAGUUGUAUCUGUUAACUGCCUUGUAGUAAGUACAUAUAAUUUUUCAAAAAUA